AAAAUUGGCGAAACAAAUUUGAAAAGGAAAAUAGUUUAAUAAAUAAAACUAUUUGCAUUUCUUCACCAGAUGAUGAUAAACAAACAGUCAAAAAACGCAAAAGAAACAAUGAAAUAAAACAGAGAAAACCAUCUAAAUACUUUAAAGAAUGUCCAGAUAUACAUAUUCGACAAGCUGACAUAGCUUUAAAUAAUAAACAAAAAACAUCGAUUAAAAACAUUGAUAAAAAAUUUUUACAAAAUGGAAGCAAAUUUCCCAAGCCACUGGAAAUCAAAAACCAAAAAUACAUCAUCACUAAUACUUCUACCUUUGAUACGAUUGUUCAAAUAUUAACAAUAGGUUCAGCAGAGUCGCCAAUAUACUUUCAACAUAUGGAAAUCUCUGAAAAUUUGACUUGUAAAUUCAUUUUGUCAUUUCUUAACUCUGAAAAAGUGAAUGACAUUAUAUACAUUAAAAGAUGCUCCAUUUUAAAAGAAUUUAUUGACCCGGAUAGUCUGAAAACCGAACGUAUUAGAAUAGGUGUAAAAUCGCAAAAUGUGUUACAUUCGGUGAGUUGUCAUUCAAAUAUUUUAAAUAUGUGGAAUUUUCUCAUGACAAAUGAACCAAGUGUUUUCAGAAUUUCGAAAUGUUUAUGUAAUUACCAAAAAGUCGAAAACAUUCCUCAUUUACGCAUUAAUAAAAAAAAUAUAUUAAAACACGGUUACAAAACAUUACAAAAAAAUAUAAUAUAUGAAGGAAUUUCUACUAGCAAAUGUGAAAAUGAAAAAUGUGAUCUUCUUUCUUUGUCAGUACAAAUAAAAUACAAUAAGCACAUUAUCAUUGACACUGAGAUCAAUAAAGCUGAAGAUGAAGAGAAAUUGCUUACUUGUAAAGUUCAUGAUUUUCCAGUCUACUUAACUUUACUCGAAGAAACCUACAGACUAACUGGAAUAAUACAUCGCAAUUUAGAAAAUCAACAUAUAGCUUUAUGUCGAAGAUUAAACGGAAAUUGGGCGAGAUAUAACAACUUCGAAAAAAAAAUUCAUCCAUUUACUGCAAAGGAUUAUAAUACAGGAUAUACAACAUCAGCAGCAGUAUACAUUAGAGUAUAGA
This is a messenger RNA of Leptopilina boulardi, 1092 nucleotides long. RefSeq lists its product as uncharacterized. The transcript has 2 exons. NCBI's taxonomy places the organism in Eukaryota, Metazoa, Arthropoda, Insecta, Hymenoptera, Figitidae. The record is from RefSeq and is a predicted model, not a curated record. Bases 372 to 1091 code for a protein of 239 amino acids.